GUUCUUUCCCGAACGACAUACAUAUGUUUCAAUAUUUCUAUGCCAUCAUCAAUCAUAUAUAUGCUACCAGAGAUGAACCCUUACGAAUUAUGAUCACUCACGUAAAACCGAGGUAUGCAUCAUUCACCUAACAAUUUCAGAGCGUGAAUCACAAAAUCCCCCUGAAAACAAAAUGGAUCCCAGAAGGGCUGAAACUGGAAAAAAUUCGGAUCAGAUUCAAUCUGGUCAUGUAUAUCAUCUCGCUUUGGAUAUUGGGGGAUCUCUUGCCAAGCUAGUUUACUUCACCAAAAAUGAUGAGCACAUUGUUGGUAAUGAAAAGAAAAAAUCUCCGUUGAAGGCUUCAGGGAUCUCCAACAGCAGUAGAAACAGUCCUGUUCUUAAUGGAAGGCUCAAUUUCAAGAAGUUUGAAACAAGCAAGAUUAAUGAUUGUUUAGAGUUUAUCAACAGCAUGAAACUUCACCUUGGAGGUUGUCAGCAGCCAGAAAGUCCUGGAAGCCAGACGAUAACUAUUAAGGCCACAGGUGGUGGUGCAUACAAAUAUGCAGACCUCUUCAAGGAAAAGUUUGGGAUCAGUCUUGACAAGGAAGAUGAAAUGGAUUGUCUUGUUGCAGGAGCAAAUUUUCUUCUUGAGACCAUCCACCAGGAAGCGUUUACCUAUAUGGGCAAUCAAAAGCAAUUCGUGUGGAUUGACAAGAAUGAUCUAUAUCCCUAUCUUCUUGUUAAUAUUGGAUCCGGUGUUGGCAUGAUCAAGGUGGAAGGAGAUGGGAAGUUUGAGCGAGUUAGUGGAACAAGUAUAGGUGGAGGCACUUUCUGGGGUUUAGGAAAGCUUUUAACUAAGUGCAAGAGUUUUGAUGAGUUGCUGGACUUAAGUUACCGGGGGAACAACAGAGCAGUGGAUAUGCUUGUUGGAGAUAUUUAUGGUGGAAUGGACUAUUCAAAGAUAGGUCUUUCAUCUACUACAAUAGCAUCUAGUUUCGGGAGGGCAAUUUCUGAAAAUAAGGAGCGUGAUGAUUACAAACCUGAAGAUAUUGCGCGAUCUCUGCUAAGAAUGAUCUCAAAUAAUAUUGGACAGAUCUCUUACUUAACUGCACUUCGAUUUGGACUGAAGAGGAUUUUCUUUGGUGGAUUUUUUAUUCGGAGGCAUCCUUUUACAAUGGACACAUUAUCUGUUGCAGUUAAUUUCUGGUCCAAAGGAGAGGCAAAAGCAAUGUUUUUGCAGCAUGAAGGGUUCCUUGGAGCUGUUGGUGCCUUCAUGAGUAGUGACAAACAUGGCCUCAAGGAGUUAUUGGCGAAUCAAAAGGUGGAAAGACCACCAAGUAAAUUGUCCUUUUCAUUGGAUCAAACACAAGUUCCACAACAAGAUGGGGAAUUAAAUGGAGAUGAAAGUAUAGAGUGUAGUGUCUAUGGAGCUUAGAUGAAGCAAUUCUUCGUUGCUUGCAUCACUUAUUGUUGUGACUUUCUGUAAUUUAAUUCUGUAAAAUGGUCAGAAGAAGCUAGUUAUUGGAAUUAUACACACUGAAAAUUAGAAUAAGACAAGUAGAACUACUCAUAAUAGGUCAUGUAUCAUUUUACACUUCCACUCACAGCAUUGUUACUCAUUCAGUGAGAUCCUUUUCUAUUAUUUUUUCUCUUCAUCUGUAUUUUGGACAAUUUUUAGCUUGAGAUCUUCAAAUGAAUUUUGCCA
Arachis ipaensis is the source of this 1684-nucleotide messenger RNA. RefSeq names its product pantothenate kinase 1 (gene PANK1). Gene Ontology annotation, cellular component: nucleus; cytosol. Gene Ontology annotation, molecular function: ATP binding; pantothenate kinase activity. The record is from RefSeq and is a predicted model, not a curated record. Gene Ontology annotation, biological process: coenzyme A biosynthetic process. NCBI's taxonomy places the organism in Eukaryota, Viridiplantae, Streptophyta, Magnoliopsida, Fabales, Fabaceae.